AAACAAACCGACGCCAUGUUUUAGAGCAAACUGCUCAUAAUGAUUGGAUAUUUAGGAAUAUCAAUGGAUUGAACAAAGCCAGCUGAGAUUAUUAUAGGACACUGAACAGUUCUUCUCUUCUAAUUCGUCACAAUUUAUCCUAUACUUCUCAUUCUAUACUACAAAAAAUUAUAACGUUUUCCUGAAACAUAAACAUAAGCUUAUCUGGCAAAACUACGAUCAGAAAUGAAAUCCUCAACAAGAUCAAGUCACUGGUAUUUUAAAAAAAUCUACGAACAAAAGCCUUAUUCACCAUCAAUUUAUAACUCCGGCAAGGAAGCUUAAAAUAAAAUCUAUGGCUCAACCAUCGAAAUAUCAAGCUCAAAAAGAAGUUAGACGAUGGAAUGUGAAGGCAAAGUAUGGAAAUUGGACAGCACAGAAUCCUCGCAGACCAUUAGGUCCAACAUUGCGCACAUCUUCUGUCACUAGACCACCCCCAAGUAUUGAUACUACAAACCCUGCUAGCCGCAAGUCAAGUCUGGAUAGUUUGGUUGAUUCUGAUUUUUCUGAUACCUCUUUCUACGAUUUUCCAUCAUGGUUUGCAAAGAAUCCUAAGAAGACUUCACUUGGUCCUAGCUCAACUGUAGGUGUAGUUGUACCACCAUACCAUUCUGAAUCUUUUCAUGCUCACGCCUUCCCAGAACACAGAUUUCAAGGAGAAUCAACUUCCAGACGAUCAGAUGGCAGGAGGCCGAUAUCAGGCCUGUCUAAAUAUCCCCAGCCAGACCCUCUGACUAGUGAACAGAAACCUCUUCAACAGUACUACAGACCUUAUUACAACCAGUUUAACCCAUACAGUACUAUGAAUAAUACAGGGUACAGUCAACCUUUAGAAAAUGGUAGUAGGCAAAAUGGUACAGGACAGGACAGUCAAACACAGUACCACAAUGGUAGACAUGGUAAUUACAGUGCAAAAGAUGGACAACAAAAUACAGAAAUGGUACAAGAAUAUGUACCUCUAGUUGCUGUGUCACCAGACUUGAUUGACAGGACGAGAAGUCCUCCGACUGCAUCACCAUCAUGUUCACCAGAAAGUGAUGACACCUUGGCUAGAAGUUCCUCUGGUUUUGCGUCUGACAUUGAGAGCCCUAGGAGUCUUAAGUCAUGUCUUGUUGAGACACCACGAGGUUUGGUACAAAGUGCUAUAGGGGUUGAUUAUAGGGGCAACUAUUCUUCACGGGACAAUAGCUUUAAGAGGGAACACUUGGAUGCUAAAACAGUCUCUUUUUCUAAAAACGGCGUAUCAGAGAAACAUCUGAAUGGUGGCCAUGGCCUUGGUCAGGCACCCAGGGAAAGCGAGUUUCGUAGAAGACUACAUAGUACUAGAUUAUCCUCUAAUUCUACAUCAUCUGCCAUUAAGCCAUACCAUGUACAGAGCAACGUGGUUGACUCUAAUGGCUCACUGUAUUCCUAUGACAAGAUGUCUUCAUCAUUGCCUUACACGACUGCUUCCUCACAGUUAAGUUCAUCAAUCUACCAUCCUCAAUCUCCUCCCACAAGAGACGCGAGUAAAGUUAAUACCUCCAAGUCUUUGUACUUGCACCAAAACAAUAGCUCUGUACCAGCAAUGUCGUUAUUCGAAGAAACAGGGAUGGUUUUCGGAAAGCAUCUCGUACAGACUCCAUCGAGAAACCUUCAGUCUAACCUCAAUGGAGGCGCGAGUUUUGAGAAAGAUAAACAGACAAACAUGUACAAGUUACAAGAAACAAGGUAUAAUAAUGAGCUGGUUCUGAAUAAUGGAAUGGAUGCAACAAGAAGGAACAAGCAACAGGGACCUCCAAGCAAACAGAGUUUUCAUUCGUUGAAUAAUGGCAAACGUGAUCCCACACUGCCGAACCACGUAAGCCUUGUAAAUUCAUUUUCUGUUGAUACGUCACGUCGUAUUUCGUCGGCUGUCUGGGCCAUGAAGGUCCUCGAAGCUGAACAAACCACCACUCCUGCACUUUAUCAACAACUCUUGUUAAAGGCAAGACUUUUUCGACGCUGGCAUCAAAGGGCACGUCUAAGGAGGCUUGAAAGAAUGGAGAGCGAUAAUAAGAUGAACAAAGCGGUUGAAUUCUGGCGCGGAGUUACUCUUCAUAAGCACUUGUCUGCUUGGAAAGAACUAAGACAUAUACAAGAGACGAAGGCAGAUGACACUUAUCGUCGACACAUGUUGGAGACUGGACUGAGAGGGCUUAAGUUUGCUACUCAUGUUAACAGCCAAGCUAGAAGGGAUGUGGAGACUAAGAUUAAUGGACGGCUGAUGGCGAAGUAUUGGCUAAAGUGGCAGGGUCAUAUGAUGAGGCGAAGGGGUGAGAGAAUGAGAUCCUUAUUCAACAGGUGGAGGGUGUUCCAACUGGAAGGAAACAGGGAAAAAAUCUUGGAUGGCAUGGCCAACAAGCAUUUCAUGUCUAGAAAAUACGUGAAAUGGAAAAUGAGAUAUCAAGUGGAGCAAAACAACAGUGUGGCGAGACUGAACUUCAAAAUUACCCUCCUAACAAAAUGCUGGCAUUCCUGGAGAAUCUACACAGCUCAACGAAUCGUCAAAACACGAACAAACGAAGUAGCAAGGAUCCACUAUGAGAAUAAUCUCCAAACUCGUGUGUUCCUCCAAUGGUUGGAAGGCAGUAGAAAGUCCUCUAUUGCAAGCAAUUUGUCCAAAAGAAGAAUUGUCGUAAAAGCUUUUUACUCCUGGAGAAACUGGACAGAAUAUGCCAAGGUUAUCCACCAGAGGUUCCAGAGUAUGUGUAAGGAAUACUACAAUAAAAGUCUUGUAAAACAGACUUUCAUUCAAUGGAAGAGAAAACUGAUGGUCAAGCAAGCAGAGAAUUUCCAUGGAAAGUUGCUGCAGAAGAGAGUCUAUCGUCUCUGGUUUUUGAGAUAUCGACGAAAAGUCAUCCACCGCCAUCUUUGCAAAGCCAUGGCACGUAAGGGCAAGAAAAGACGUUUCUUCCGCAAGCUGCUGGAGGUAACAAGAUCACAACGAGAAAGACGUAACGCUUUUGUGGGUAUCUUGCAAAAGUUGCUUCUCACGAAGAUGAUGAAAACUUGGCGGGAACACACUAUAAUGAAGAAGUCGUUGAGGAUACGGUACAUCAGGUUGAUUCAGAUCAAGGAGUCUCGUCUCACCGUCAAAGCAAUGAAUCAAUGGCUGUUUGCUAUGAAAGUAGCGAACUUCAAGAAACAGGCCAAGAUCAACUGGUCUAAGCGAUGUACCAGAAAAGCAUGCGAGGAAUGGAAGCUGUUGCUGAAAAGAAAGCACCUCGAAGAGACUUUGAUUGAGAGCAGACCCACACGGGAUACAUGGAUUCUACGAGUGGCUUGGAAUACGUGGAUGAAGAAGAAGAAGAUAGCGAACCAAGAACUUGAAAGAGUCAUCACAGUGAAGACCAUCUUGGCAAGGAACUUCAAGCGUCGUAUCUUGCAGGCCUGGAGAGUGACCAACCAACAACAGCAGAUCAUUGCUCCAAUGGUUCAAAGGCGAGAACGCAAGCACAUCGCUAGAGCAUUCGAUGCAUGGAGGUUGUACCUUCACAGACAAAAGUAUAUCGUCAACCAACAAAGUAGAGGCGAUGAGAAACUCGUGGACCGACACUUCUUGUACUGGAGAGAUCGUGUGAUGCUGAGGAUCAAGGAGCGCAAUGCUGUCACAAGCCUUCAAAACUCCAAGUUAACAAGAGCCUUCAAAGCUUGGCAAGCCCACGUGCGUGAAAUUCGACACCAGAAACUGAAGGAGCGAGCAGAACGGCUUCAACUCUUGUCCGUUUACUUCAACAAGUGGACGAUUAGCGCUGAAGCACGUGCAGAAGAAAAAGAACAACGACAAGCCAACCAGGCCCGUAAAGUUCUUCUCGUUCGCUGGGGAUUCCGGUACUGGAAAGAAUCUUCAGAGCGACAAAGACUUCGUUUGAAUCUGAUAGAAGAAGAGGUUACGUCCAGUAGGAAUCGUUUGGCCUUGAAGCGGUUUUUUGACACCUGGAAAAGAUGGUUCACUGUAGCUAACAUUGCAAGAGAUCACAUCGCAUACCGAAGAGACAACCUCCUACGCACUGCCUUCACUGCGUGGGGUAACUUCAUCAAACAAGAGAUAAACGAACAAGUCAAUCGAUUCAGCACAGGACUAUCCCUUGACUGUUCCAUGGGAUCCAAUAUGGGAUCGUUGUUGCGUUCUACCAUGGAUUCGUCGGCUUCGGACUAUUUAUCGUCUUCUGGUUACGGGACUUCGUUUAGGCGAGGAUCGGGGAGUGUGUUCCCGUUGAGGAGUCCUGGUAUCAGCCAACGAGAUGAUGAUCGUGAUGGCACGCGGUUAAGAUGUCUAAGGGCUUGGCACUUGUACGUGAAGACGCGCAGAAUGAAGGAAAGGCGUAAUGCAGAUGCGAAAAAUUUGAAUCGAUCCUUUCUGAUCAAGAGAUUCUUUGAUGACUGGAAAAACAAGUAUACCGCAAAGAAAAGAUUACAGACUAUCGUAGUACAGUGGCAGAAGAAAGCUAUCAUUACAGAUAAACACAAGGCGAUUGGAGAGAAGGUGCAGAUGAAACAUGAUCAGCAGGCAUUAAGACGGAGGUUCUAUUACUGGGUGAAGAUGACGCGUAAGAGUCAGGAAGCCAGACGGUUUUACUUGGAAAGAUUGCUUCCGAGGUUCUUCAUAUCCUGGCACCUCUAUUCGAGCGCACGAUCUGAAAACAGAAAGAAAGGAGCUUAUUUCAAUGACAGAAGAAUUCUCGCCAUGGCCUUCAGAGAGUGGCAAGAACAAUUCAUCUCUGAGCGCAAAGCCAAGGACUUUCUUGAGGCCAAAGAAAUCGAGUGUUCUUUGGAUAUUUUAAGAACUUGGCAUGAAUGGGCAAACGGUGUGCGAACCCGACGUGUCCAGUGGCGUAACUUCCACAGGUCUCUUGAAAUAAAGACGAUGAAGGGUAUAUUUAGCGCAUGGCGAGAGCAGGUGUUGCAGCGAGAGCAUGCUGAGCAAUACUAUCAUCAUACCGUUAUGAGGAAGGUUCUCUUAUCUUGGAGAAGAACUGUGCAAGCGUCGAUUGAAAACAGGCUAAAGGCAUCGGCUCUAAAGGAAAGCUGUUCUAAUAAUUUGCUUAAAAGAAGUUUUACAUUUUGGCGUCGUCUGUAUCUCCAUCGUCAACUCGCGCUCAGUCAUGCCCAGCAAAAGGACCGAGACUUACUGAGAGAACGGUUUUUGGAUUGGAGAGAUUAUACCUUAGAGAGUCGAGCUGAAAAGCACUAUCUGAAGGCUAUGGUUAAGAAGUUCCUUAAAGGCUUGGUUUCGAUAUGCACACACGAAAACUCGCUGUAGAAAAACACUCGCUGAUAUCGAAGCGUCCAGGAAUCAAGACCUUAUAUCGAGGUCAUUUUUCACUUGGAGAGACCGUUUCACGAGGAAUGCGUCCAACCAAGAGAUCCUGGAUGAACACCUGAGGAAUAAACAGUUCCAGAGUCUUGAAUCUUGUAUGCUGAAGUGGCACAAGUACACGUUGAACUGUCGUGCGCUCAAACACCAUGAUGGACGACUGCAGUACAUGAGUUUGAUGAAAUGGCGGCUUCGAUUAUCCCAGAAGAAAGGACUCGAGAAAAUCAUGGAGAGAGUGUUCUAUCGACGUAUACGACAAGCUGCCGUUCACUGGAGACAAUGGACAGUCAAGACGAAGAGAGAACAAGCAAGGGCUGACGAGUUUCAGUUCGAGAUGGGGAAUCGACAUGUCAGAGUUUGUUUCGCUUACUGGGUGAACAGCACAGAACAGUCUACCCGAGCAAAGGACCAUCACAACAACACUGUGUUGAAACGGAGUCUAAUGGUGUGGCAGUCGGUGAUAACGGCCAAGAUAAAGCAACAAAAAAUCAUGGAAAAAUUCCAGAAAGAAGUAAUGGCUAAAAAGGUUGGUCGGAUGUUCAAGGAAUGGCGUGCGGCUUUAAAACAGGCUCAGAAGCACAAUCAACUUGUAAGCAUUCAAAUGAGCAAGCACAACAAGCUGGUUCUCCAGGGAUGUAUGAGACAAUGGAAGAAGUACAUCCAGAAAUGUCGAGCCGACAAACACUUCAAUAUCGUUCUUACUGCACGGUUCUUUUUGAAUUGGAAAUCAAGAUUUAAUGAAAGAAUGGAACGAAAACAGAAAGAAAAGGAAUUAGGAGAUAUUGCUUUAGAUCAUUACCAUCAUCGCCUGAGAAAACUAUGCUUCCGCUCCUGGUAUUAUGACGUCCUUGUGGGAAAACAUCUCGAGAUGAAACAGCAACAACUAGUACACAAGCAUUUUCAUUUAUGGAAGAAGAAACAGAGGCUGAAAACAAUUGCAAGUGAACUGGGUGAUCGACAACUGUAUUCCAAGUACUGGGGGAAAUGGAGAAACCAACUUGUUCGUAAACGAGUGUCUGAGCUCAUGAUGAAGCACGAAGAAAAGAAACUGCUAUCAGAGGUUUUUGGUGCAUGGUAUAAGCUUACCAUGAUAAGACGAAGACUUCUGAUGGAAUGGAACAUCGCAGUGGUUGAGAAAUGGUUUAGAAAGUGGAUGCAGAAGUACAACGAGUCUUAGGUUAAACAGUACUAUCACACAUAUGUAGGCUGGGACUUAUCAGCAUCCAUAUUAGAGUGCAUACCAUAUAUAUCUGUGAUAAACGUUAAUUAACAAAAUCGUACAAAUUAGUGCAAAGUUUUGCAAACCUGCAAUUGUUAGAUCUUGUGCCUGAGAUCAGUAAUAUAUUUCUAUGAUUUUUUUAUCAGAUAUGAUUUAAACUGUAGAUAUAGAAUCAUAUUAUAAUUUUACAGAUGACAGAAUUAACAAAUAUUUUGUAUUACUAUUUUUAUCCAUUUUCAUUUUGUAAAUCGAUUUUUUUAAAUCAAAGUAUGCCAUUGUACAUUAAAAAAAUAUUAAAGAUUGUAUAUCUUUUUGUUUUAAGUACGUUUGAAAGCAUUUAUUUCUAAAGAUCCAAUCUUGGAGUCUCAGUCAAAUCCAAUUAGUGGUCUAUCAUCAAUGCUGCGCUUUGAUUGGAUGCGCUACUACACCUUUUGCUGUUCAUUAACCGCAAAGGAAUAUUCAUUAAAUCAAAGAAGCAUUGUCAUU
Molecule: messenger RNA, 7082 nt
Organism: Actinia tenebrosa (Australian red waratah sea anemone)
Lineage: Eukaryota; Metazoa; Cnidaria; Anthozoa; Actiniaria; Actiniidae
Molecular function (GO): phosphatase binding
Source: RefSeq, a predicted model, not a curated record